UUCCCAAUUGUAUUACCGGGAUCCAUAUACAUACUAUAUACCUUCUCAUCAUUUGUUUGAUGGAUCCACUAAACAGCCCAGCUGCAUUGAUUUUACCUCUUCUUCGACUGGAAAGACGUAUUACUUGAACAUUUACUCGAUGAGUUUAUGGUAUUCUAUUCACAACAUCAAAGACAUACGUUUUUAUUUCAAGAAUAAAGGAACAUCAAAUAUAAGAUUCCAAUAUACCAUUUGUCGACAUUGUUCAUCAGAAUAUCAACUCAGUGGAGAAGAAAAGAUAUCUGCCUCAUCAUCAACCGUAAUUAAAAUUCCAUAUCUUAAACAACUCUACUACACGUAUAUGUAUAUUUUGUUCAGUUUUUCUGCUGACGACCUCGCAAAAAUCCACAGCUUUUCACUCUCAUUCUGUGAAGUAGAAAUGUAUGGAUGCCCUAGAAAUCAUUACGGUAGCCCUUGCAGACCAUGCCUUUCAAAUUGUGACAAAUGUAACGCUAUUGACGGAUCUUGUAUUUGCCAAGCUGGUUAUACCGGUGUAAACUGUACAGAUGUUUGUUCGAACAACACCUAUGGUGCUAACUGUGUGUACAGUUGUGGACAUUGUUACAAUGAUACUUGUAAUCACGUGACCGGGAAUUGCUUAUUCGGUUGUACUGAAGGUUGGACAUCAAGCAAGUGCAAUCAAGCCUGCAGUUCUGGUUACUAUGGACGUGAUUGUACACAGAGAUGUAGCAGUCACUGUAUAACACCGUACCUUUGUGAGAGAUUUAAUGGAACUUGUAUUGGAGGGUGUGCUACUGGGUGGACUAAUGAUACCUGUGACAAAGUUGAUACAGAUUAUUGUGUUGAUUGGGCCCCAUCAGAUGUAUCCGUUUCUUAUCAUAACAUGACAUGGAGGAGAGAAAACAUCAACAACAUUAUCAGAUUUGACCCUGCAGUGACAUUUCUCUGCAACUUCAGUUUGAAAUCCGAUGAGGAGUUGCUAUAUGACGUCAUCUGGUUCAUUGAUGGACAAGAAGUUGUCAUUCAAACAGUUGAUAAAUCCAGUAAUUAUAAAGCAGUUAUAACUGCUCAUGAUAUGUUGAAAGCAGAGAAAAAGAUUGGAUCUGACGUACAUUGCAAAGUUGGCGCAAAACGCAAGAGAAAAAACCUUCCAUGUCUUUACAAAGUUGGAAAUCCUUUUUUUGCUGGAAUAAAG
This is a messenger RNA of Saccostrea cuccullata (small rock oyster), 1195 nucleotides long. RefSeq names its product tyrosine-protein kinase receptor Tie-1-like. Lineage: Eukaryota; Metazoa; Mollusca; Bivalvia; Ostreida; Ostreidae. Gene Ontology annotation, molecular function: scavenger receptor activity. The annotation marks the transcript as partial. The record is from RefSeq and is a predicted model, not a curated record. The transcript has 8 exons.